Messenger RNA from Platichthys flesus (European flounder), 5324 nucleotides. RefSeq names its product NCK-associated protein 5-like (gene nckap5l). The coding region runs from base 244 to 4455 and encodes 1403 amino acids. NCBI's taxonomy places the organism in Eukaryota, Metazoa, Chordata, Actinopteri, Pleuronectiformes, Pleuronectidae. Gene Ontology annotation, biological process: microtubule bundle formation; microtubule depolymerization. Gene Ontology annotation, cellular component: microtubule plus-end. The transcript is spliced from 13 exons. The record is from RefSeq and is a predicted model, not a curated record.
AUACAAUGACAUCACUUUUCCUGAACCCAAACAGAGGGAGGCUGCAGCGGCGAGCGGAGCGGAGGACACCGCCGGAGAAAGGAGCUCCAGGAGAAGAAGAACCUCCUCCAUCCCCCGCGUCCUCCUGCGGAGCUUCUCCUCUUCACGGCCACAUGAGCUCCGAGGUUGUGUCGCUGGGAGACGGAGGCGCCUGACGGAGACUCCACCCGUCCUCCAGCACCAUAAGGACAGGGACACCCACAGAUGCGAACAAUGUCUGACGAGACCGAACAGAGAAUGUGUGACGAGGACUUCGGCUCGGACGAGGAGGGGGGGGAGGCGGACGUGGAGUCGGACCUGGAGGACAACAGCAGCGAGCUCCUGGACCGGCUCCGGGAACUGGAGGCCGAGAACUCAGCUCUGGUUCUGGCGAAUGAGAGUCAGAGGGAGGCGUACGAGAGGUGUCUGGACGAGGUGGCCAACCACGUGGUCCAGGCUCUGCUCAAUCAGAAGGAUCUGAGAGAGGAGUGCAUCAAGCUGAAGAUGUUGGUGUUUGACCUGGAGAGACAGAACCGAGCGCUGUGUGAGCUGUUCCAGCAGAAGCUGCCCAACCACCCCCCCGCCGCUCACUACCAGGUGCACGCAGGCCCCCCCCCAGAAUACAAUGCACCGCCGCACAAUGACUCCGCCAAACAGGUGGAGCCUGCACAGACCGAAGCACAAGCCAAGGGAAACGGCUACCGCACACAACACGCCUCCCCCGGCCCUCGGGGCUCCGCCGCCUCCAUGGAGGCCCUGUCGCCCUUCUUCAAGAAGAAAGCACACAUCCUGGAGGUCCUGCGCAAGAUGGAGGAGACCGACCCCCUGAAGUUCCACCCGUCCACUGCCAGCUUGUCUUUCUGCGACUACAGCCAGGUGCUCAUGUCCACGGAGGCGGUCCUGGCCACCGCGGACCCUCUUCCCUUCCAGUGCAAGUCCGUCCACACACACUGCCGCUGCUCCUGCUCCGACGCACACCCGCAUGUUAACGGUGACGGGGGGGCGGUGAAGUGUGAGGGGGGGAACGCCAGCUGUUCACACUGCAAGCGGAGCCCGGACUCUCCUCCGAAGCCGUGCAACCACGUCUGUAGUCCCCCGAAGGCCGGCUCCGCCCCCCAGAGCCACGCAGCCCCUGCAGCCGCUGCCAGUGAAUGUUACAGUAAGUCUGUUCCCCCGUCCAAACAGUGCACCCGGAGUGAAGCCCACCAGCCACCAGGAGGCGCCGCCGCCCACUCCUCGGUCCCAGAGGCAGCCGAUCACAGUGGGGAGGUGCUGGGAGCGGAGCAGGAGGAUAACCCAGCAGAGAGUUUCCCCCCCGCCCCUGAGGAGCUCACCGGUUUCUGCUCCACGACCCACCUGCAAACGUCUGUGACGGAAACCUCCCACUGCGACAUGGACGUCAGCGACGGGGUUCCCAACGGUUUGGCGCCGUCCUCCAUCAACAACAACAUGAAUGAGCCCUCGGCCGUGGACCCGGAGGCCUCCUCUGUGAGAGCCGGGGCCUCCAUCAGCCCCAGCCCCUCCUGCCUCAGCGACGUCAAGGCCGCCGCCAUCAACUCUCCGUCCAAACUGCUCAAGUUUUUAAAGAUUCCCUCGAUCGGGGAGAAGUCCCAGCCCCCCCCCGCCGCCGUGCGCCUGAGCCCGCAGCUCACCCGCAACUCCCGGAUCCCCUGUCGCACCAACAACUACGAGGUGUACCACUCCCCUGUGCCCACCCGCCGAGCCACCACCACAGAGAGGUGCCGGCAGCCCCCUCCGCCCCCGUCCCGGUCCGAGUCCUACCCCGCCACUCACUCGGCACCGACCUCCCCCCCGCAGCCCGAGGACGUCUGCUCCUCGCCCGCUCAGGAAACGAGCUACAUGAGCCUCUCUGCACCUACAGCUAACUCAAAGAUGAGCGCGCCUUCCUCCACCUCGUCUUCCUCACCCAAAGUCUCCCAGAGGGUCCCUCAUUAUGAGAACGUCUGUGAUAUGUCCACCAGCUCCAGGGAGGAGGAGCCAGCCCCGGGCCUGGAGAAGAGAACCACUCUUCCAUCUCAAGCGAAGGCGAACGGCGGCGAGAGGAAGCUCGUGAAGUCGCUCCCAGAGAGCGCCAUGAAUCCCCCCCCUCAGCGGAAGCAGUCUUCCUCCUCCACGUCGGAGUCCACGUCGGACGAUGAAGAGGAUUCAGACAGCCCGGUGUGGGUGAACCACCACAGCCUGCCAAACUCGUCCGCCCUCGGCAAAACUCAGGGCAGAGCCAACUACUCGCGAGCCAGAGAGAAAGUGCAGCCUGUCAUAAGGGAGGUCCCUGUGCCGAGCGCCGAGGUCGCCAAGCCGCCGCCCCCUCCGCCUCCAGCCAGGAGGAGCGACCCCUCCUCCAUCCCCAAGAGACCCGCGCCCGGGGCGGCGAGGUCCCAGGCCGACUCCAGUCACCACGCUUUCAAGGACCGGCUGGCUGCCCUGGGGAAGCUGAGGAGCUCGGAGGACUUACAGGUCGGCCUCCAUCCGGUCGACCCGGCGGGCGACGCCUCCUUCGGUGAAGAGCGGACGAAGACGGUGGAGCGGCCGCUGGAGCAACUCAAAGAGGAGCAGAGACACUCGAGGUACACCGACUCUCUGGAGAGCAAACCUAAAGCUGGAGGCGCUGGUCUGAAGUAUCCGGGCUCGUCUCAGCUCUAUGAUCAGGCAAUGAAGUCUCAGUCUUCUGCUGCAGCUGUGGUCAAACCAGAACUGUGUGUGGUGAAGGCCGAAGUCCCCAAGAGCCGGAUCAGUCUGCCGUCCCCCAACGCUGACGCUCCGCAGGUUCUACGCAACAACAUCAAGUGUCCCGGCUCCUUGAAUCUGGCCUACAACGCCAAACCUGGUCCUCACAGUAACAGCAGCCCCAACAAGAUCCCCACCAAGUCGCCGUCCAAACCGUGUCCGGCCCCGUCCGUCCACAGGGGGGGGAAGCCCCCAGAGGCCCCACGCUACUCCUCCAAAUCAGAAGAGAGGACCAAGAUCAGCGGGAAAGGGAAAAAGAAUCCGAUGUUUGGGGACAGCCUCCCGCCGCCUCCCCCGAGACCUCCCUCCUCCGAGGGGGAGAAGCCCUCGCCGCCGGCGCCCUGCCCGCAGUCCGCCAUCGAGCAGAAGGUGAUGAAGGGCAUCGAGGAGAACCUGCUGAAGCUCCAGGAGCAGGACAGAGGAGGGCCGAGCGUGGAGGUCAAGCAGAAAGCCUCCAACGGCAUCGCCAGCUGGUUCGGCCUGAAGAAGAGCAAACUGCCCGCGCUGAGCCGCAAGGCCGACGGCCCCAAGGCCAAGGACGAGAAGAGGGAGUGGAAGAUCAACAUCCCCUCGGUGGGCAGGGACUCGGUGAAGAUAGCCAGCCGGUGUAAAGAAGGCGUGGAGGGUCUGAACAUCUCCACCCUGAUGGAGAAGGCGGAGGGGCUGCGUCGGGCCCUGGAGGAGGAGAGGGCGUACGUGGAGAGGUCGGGCCGGGGUCACUCCUGCGAGGUGGUGAUGGACCCGACUCAGGGACAGCUGGCGGUCAUGUACCGGGGGGGGCGCUCCGACAACUUCAUGCAGCAGCUGCUGAACAGAGUGGACGGGCAGGAGGUGAUCAGCGUGCCACAGCGCCGGCUCUCCUUCGACUGCAAGAGCUCGAGGCCGCUGUUCGCUCAGCAGAGUGACAUCAUCAGUCGAGACGACAUGGAGAAGGGGUCAGAGAGAAUCGGCAAAAUCACAUCAGACGAGAACCUGGCAGACCACUCUCAACACUUCGCAGGUUCUGGUGCCUCCACGUACACGCUGGACAGCGGCAUCGGCACGUUCCCUCUGCCGGACUGCAGCAGCGGUGCAGCCGGACGCAGCCUGUCCAAGACGAGGGCCGGGGCCGAGCACCACGCCUCGGGCUCCCCGGGGCGGGCCGGGCGCCGGGCUCGCACCCUGGACCGGGAGCUGCCGUCCCAGGACGAGGGCUACACGCCGCACAAACAGCUGAUUCCCACAAUCCAGUACGGCUCCGUGCUGGAGGGGAGGAGCUCGGCCGGCGUCCUCCGUGAAGACAAAGAAGCUCACGCAGCGAACAUGUUUUCUCCUCGCUCCAAAACCUGGACGUUCCCGAACCUGAAGACUCCGGCCGGCCCGGCGGACGUGUACCUGGCCGUGGAGGAGGAGGAGGAGGAGGCGGUGACCUUCACAUCACAGUUCAGAGCGAGCGUGAAGGCCAGCGGUGCGUCCCCCAGCCGGGUGGUGGACCCCUGCAGCCUGCCCGUCCCGGCCCAGUCGGGGAUGAGCCGCCGGGGAAAGACUCGCACCCCCAGCGUCCCCGAGAUGAGCCGGGACGGAGGCCUGGAGCUGCUCAGGGAGAGGCCGGAGGAAGCCCUGUCCCCGAGCCGCCCUCAGGUCCUGGAGACGCCCGAGUCUCUGAGCGACUCUCUGUACGACAGCCUGUCGUCCUGCGGCAGCCAAGGAUGAUCCCCGGAGAGGACGGGGGGGAGACAGAUCCUCUGAAGACGACAAGACCCAGCGCCGCUCGGAACGCGUCCCCUGGUCGCUGGCUGUGCACCGCGCCCUGUCGAUGUCCACAAAGAAGAAUCAGGUGACGUCUCAUCCGCCGCUGCAACUGGAACGAGGGAUCGAUGGACUUCUCCUCAGGAUUUCCAAAAAACGUGAAGCCAAAAGUCGCCCAAGUAUAAUCGAUUGUUCACUUUGACGCUUCUCUUUAACUCAUGUACAGGACUUCAAGAUGCAUGGCCACGCUCACGAUUAGCACAACACGCCCUCGCUCCCAGUAACCGGUUGGCGAACGUUCAGACUUUUGUUGGAGGAAUCGGUGAAGACGCAUGAACACGUCCGCUCGGUUCAUCUCAUCAACUGAGAAAACAAACUGAAAACACGGAGCUCCGGAAAAAAAAUGAAUGUCCAUGUCUGUGAUUCAUAAAAGGCUCGACUCAUGCAUCACGAUUUUAAAUGUACAAACGAUUUUAUUGAUCAUGUUGAUAUUGUUUUUGUGGCCGAGGACGGUCGUCAGAAUAUGUCUGUUUGAAAUCAUGCUACAUUUAAAAGGUAAUAUAUACCAGCAAUAAUUACAUAGAAAAGAGAAAUGGCUACACUAUUCGAUGAAUAUGUAUUUCUAUUAUUUAUUUAUUUUAAAUGUUCAUCAUCUGCAGUCGUCUUUUAUUUUGUAACCUCUCUCUCUCUCUGUGACACUUGCCGUCUCCUCGCUUUCGUAGAUUUGAUCAUAUCCUGUAUCUCAACAUCUGUUGCUGUUCGUUCCGUAGCCACUAGAGGUCGCCUGUACCUACUGCCGUUUUUCAACUUUCUAAUUAAAAUGUUUUGAUUUA